AUGUGCUUAACAUCCAAGAAAUUUGGCGGAAUGGCACGACGGAUUGAAGACGAUUUUGAGGCUUUCUCAGAAGUCAAAGGAGCGGUAGUCGGUGGUCUUUUUUGCAUAUUCUUCAUCUGCAUGCUCACCGUUUGCGGGCGCCGCCGGCGCCAAAAUCGAGUCUCCGCCGUUACGGCAACGCUCGGUGGAGGGCCUCCUCAACCUCAGUUUGGGGCGAAACCGAUGUUCGGUGGACCAUGGGGUCGCUCGAACGUCGGUGAAUCCAGCCCGAAUUACCAGCCACCACAGGCCGCGUAUAAUCCCGAGUACCCGCCCCAGAACGCACCGCUGCCACCGCCUGCAUACGGCCAAGAUGCUAACUAUGGAGGAGGUAAUCAGGCUCCCCAAGGAGCACCUCAAGGUCAGCCGAGUGAUAAUCUAUACGCUCCACCUCCCAGCCCACCGCCUCCUGAAGCCACGAAAGGAAACAACCAGUCUUUCAUAGGGGGUUUCUGA
Messenger RNA from Cyclocybe aegerita, 495 nucleotides. The record is from the annotation of a GenBank genome assembly. Lineage: Eukaryota; Fungi; Basidiomycota; Agaricomycetes; Agaricales; Hemipholiotaceae.